AUGUCGCUAUCGCGUCUUCCACUACCUUUGCUUGACGGACAUAUCAUGUUGUACAAAGGCAGAUCCGCUGCAGAAAUACCUAGGGAUUCUAGUCUUCUAGACUCAGAAGGCAUGGUGAACAUGACGGCCCUAGCUAGCAGCAGUCAAUGUGAUUUUAACCAAGUCGAGACUGCAUGGUAUUUCUCUAGAGAAGAAGAGACAGGCCAGGUGUAUCGAAGUUUUGCUGCCGUUCGAGUCCUCGGCGCUCAGCCGUGGAUAUUGAAGAUCCAGGUUCCACAGACUUUUCUUGAUUCUACACAGCGGGCUGAACUCUGGUACGGGCGCGAUUGGAAGGAAUUCGUCUGGCGGAGUAGAAAAGGCGAAAUACCUAGUGAUCCAAUGCCAGCGAAGUUCGAUGAAUACGCCAAGCCUGGAAUUGCCAAGAUUGUCGAAGGCCAUGUCUGUAUCAAAGCACCGACCGUCGUUUCCCGAACCAAAAAAGGGGACGUACAGUUUGAGAUGGAGGAAGGACACUGUUUAGUGAUCCAGACGAGUUCUGGAGAGAGAAAAGCAACACAAUUUGUCAUCAUUGACAGACGGGUUGCGAGGGAUUUAGGGCGUCUUAUUCGCGGAAAGAUUCACAUAGACGUCUACCCCCCAAACUCAUGA
Drepanopeziza brunnea f. sp. 'multigermtubi' MB_m1 is the source of this 648-nucleotide messenger RNA. The record is from RefSeq and is a predicted model, not a curated record. Lineage: Eukaryota; Fungi; Ascomycota; Leotiomycetes; Helotiales; Drepanopezizaceae.